Messenger RNA from Manduca sexta (tobacco hornworm), 1373 nucleotides. Its product is annotated as complement factor D-like. NCBI's taxonomy places the organism in Eukaryota, Metazoa, Arthropoda, Insecta, Lepidoptera, Sphingidae. Bases 18 to 1157 code for a protein of 379 amino acids. The record is from RefSeq and is a predicted model, not a curated record. Gene Ontology annotation, molecular function: serine-type endopeptidase activity. The transcript has 6 exons. Gene Ontology annotation, biological process: proteolysis.
UCAAAACGGAUCAGUGUAUGCUGGAAAGUGCAAGAAUGUGGUUGAGAUCUGGAAUCUUUGUGUGCUUCUGGGGGCUGGCCUGCUGCAAGCUGGAUAGCACGGCUGAUAAUGAUUCUGCCGACGCUGACCUCGACGACAGCAGCGAACACAUAGGCGCAGGGAUCACGCAAAUCCAGCACCGGCCGUACGCGGGUUCGCUUCUCAAGAACAACACCUACGUUUGCAGUACAGUCAUACUCAACUCCUACUGGCUCAUCACGCUGUCCAAGUGCUUUGAUUCAGACAUAAUAUCGUCGCACGUGAGCCACAAAAACCUCGCCAAUUUCUCCGUUAGAGUGGGCAGCUCAUACAACAAUAAGGGCGGGUCGUUGUAUAAGAUCAAAAUGUUAAUAAACAACUUCGAUCUAAAAGUGUCAGCGGUGAAGUUGGAAGCUCCUUUAGAGUUCGGCUCGCGAGUCCAAGCGGCACAAUUGGCAAAACCUGACGAAGAAGUGGAGCUUGGCUAUCUAGCGUCGAUGAUUGCCUGGACUCCUACUUCGCAUAUUCGAGUGGUGAACGCGCCCAUCAUCGAAGCUUCGAUCUGUGACGACAACACCAAGCUUCUACCAGGACACUAUAUCUGCGUGGGAGGUGUUCAAGACCUUAAUCGUCACUUUUGUAGGCAAGACAACGGCGGAGCAGUAAUUCAAAACGAAACACUGAUCGCGAUAUCAUCGUUCCUCCAACCAUGCGCAGUCUACACAAAAACCCACGCCUUCCCCAAAGUUUCCAGUUUCGCCAGAUGGUUAGACUCGGUGAUAUGGGAUGAAGGGAACCGGCCAAUCACCACCGCAGCACCAACCACCACACAAACCACCAAACCACCUAACACCACAGAGAGUUCUACAGGCCUUAACCCAUAUUUUGCUGAUCCUAGCAAAUUUCUGCUUACUCUACCAUUCGAUCCUAUCAACGUGCCAUUGGAACCGGCAGAAGAUAAUUCUGUGAUACCAAGAAUGAGUUUAUACGAAUCGUAUUUGCAGAAUAUGGCCAGAGCGAAGACUUCAACAACCCAUGACCCGAAUGCCGAAGACGAGAGACGGGAAUGGUUGAAGAAAUUCGGGAAGAAGAUGCCAAUUUUCAUGCCAAAGAAGUAUGCGCAGUAUGAUUAUAGUUAAAUAAUAUUUAAUGCUGAGGUAUUGUGUUUUACAUUUCCAUACUUUAAGAAGCUGAUUGUAAUAGAGAGUCUGUGUACUAAUUUAGAAAAAUAAUUAUUAAGUUAAUUUUAUUCUUAAAUAGUUUGAACACACAUCAUGGUGUCGGAAAAAAUGUAACAACAUGAUUUCGGUUUUGCUAAGUUAUUAAGAUAAAAGACAUAAAGCACAUGAUAUUCA